Messenger RNA from Brachypodium distachyon (stiff brome), 3766 nucleotides. RefSeq names its product protein SMAX1-like. Gene Ontology annotation, molecular function: ATP binding; ATP hydrolysis activity. The record is from RefSeq and is a predicted model, not a curated record. Bases 1043 to 3391 code for a protein of 782 amino acids. The transcript is spliced from 3 exons. Lineage: Eukaryota; Viridiplantae; Streptophyta; Magnoliopsida; Poales; Poaceae.
CUAGUGUAAAAUUGCAGAGAGAGGAAGCGAAGUCGGAGACGAAGAUUCUAUUCGCCUCUCUAAACUGCUCUGCUUAUACUCUCUCUCCUCUUCUUCUUCUUCGCCUUGUUCGUAGCAGUCUCGUUACCUCCGCCUUUCCUCCUCCCACCCGUCUUCCACUCCCCUCCAAUACUCUCCUUUUCCCGCGGCCCAGCUCCUCCCCGCGCCGCGCCGCGGCGACGAGGCAGGCAGAACCUAGGUUGAGAAGAUUUCGCCGGGUGCUUUGAUCGAUUGAUGAGCGGCGGGCCGCGGCGGCGCCGACAGCGAUGAGGGCGGAUCUCAGCACAAUCCAGCAGACGCUCACGCCGGAGGCGGCGGCGGCGCUGGCGCGGGCCAUGGACGAGGCGGGCCGGCGGAGGCACGGCCAGACCACGCCGCUCCACGUCGCCGCCGCGCUGCUCGCCGCGCCGGCCGGCUUGCUCCGCCAGGCCUGCGCGCGGGCCGCGGCUUCCGGUGGCGCCGGAGCCAACGCCGGUGGCCCCGCCGGCGCGCACCCGCUCCACUGCCGCGCGCUCGAGCUCUGCUUCUCCGUCGCGCUCGACAGGCUCCCUGCCUCGGCGGCGGCGGCGGGCGCGCAGGCGGGCGGGGCGGCCACGCCUCCGGUGUCCAACGCGCUCGUGGCGGCGCUCAAGCGCGCGCAGGCGCAGCAGCGGCGGGGCUGCCCCGAGGCGGCGCAGCAGCCGCUCCUCGCCGUCAAGGUCGAGCUCGAGCAGCUCGUGCUCUCCAUCCUCGACGACCCCUCCGUCAGCCGCGUCAUGCGCGAGGCGUCCUUCUCUCCGCCACCGUCAAGAACACCAUCGAGCAGUCCCUCACCUCGCCCUCCCCGUCCUCCUCCACCUCCGUGUCUACGCCCACCCAGUUCUCCCCUUCCCCUUCCCCGUCCCCUCUCCUGCGCCCCGGCGCCGGCGCCGCCAACGCCUACCUCAACCCUCGCCUGGCGGCCGCCGCUGCUGGAGCCGGCGGUGCGUGCGGCGGGGACGAUGCGCGCAAGGUGCUUGACGUCAUGCUCAAGCCGACGCGCCGCAACCCGGUGCUCGUGGGAGACGCCGGCCCGGACGCGGUGCUCAAGGAAGCAAUUCGGAGGAUCCCAACGGCCAGCUCCCCUGCCCUCGCUGCGGCCAAGGUCUUGCAGCUAGAGGCGGAACUCGCCCAGCUCGCCGGCGACAUGGCGGCGAUAGCGGAGAGGAUCGGGGAGCUAGGGGCCGUGAUCGAGAGGCUCGUCGGUGAGCAUGGCGGGGUGGUUCUUGACCUCGGGGACCUCAAGUGGCUGGUGGAAGGCCCCGCCGCGGCGUCGUCGGAGGGGGGCAAAGCGGCUGUGGCGGAGAUGGGGCGUCUGCUCAGGCGUUUCGGGCGCGGUGUUGUGUGGGCCGUCGCCACGGCGGCGUGCGCAACGUACCUCCGGUGCAAGAUCUACCACCCAGGGAUGGAGGAUGAAUGGGACCUCCAAGCCGUGCCCAUCGCCCGUGGCACACCGCUUGCUGGCGCUGCGCUCAGGCCUGGAGGCAGUGGAAUUCUCAGCAACUCGGUGGGGAUGUUAUCACCAAUGCUACGGCCUACGCCGGUGACACCAACAUCUCUCCGAUGGCCGCCAGGGGGUGACCAUACUCAGAUGUCAAAGCCAGUCAUGUGCAUGCUUUGUAAGGGUGGUUAUGAGCGUGAGCUCGCCAAGCUUGUGGCGGAUCGGGUGGACAAGCCAGCUUCCCGCCCUGAGACUGCCAACCCUAGUUUGCCACACUGGUUGCAGCGCAGCACUGAUCAGCAGUCCAAGGAGCAAGAGUUGAAAUGGAAGAGGAGCACAGAUGACCUAGAGAAGAAAUGGCGUGAGACCUGUGUUCGUAUCCAUUCAACCCGCGCUGGUGCGCCGGCACUCUCCAUGCCACUGGCCUCGUUUGGUCCACGCCCGCCUGUCGAGCCCAAAUUGGCCAUCGCAAGGAGUGCUGCAAUUCCCACUCUUAAGAUGAACACCAACAGGGAGAAGCCAACGGCCACCCCGACACUUGAGCUCCACAAGAGCCCACCGAGAAGCCCAGUGAAAACCGACCUUAUGCUUGGGCGCUUGGACCCUGGCACCAAUCCUAGUUUGGAGAAAGAGCAGAAGGAAAGUUACGAGGGGCUCACAGCCAUGCAAAGGGCUAAGAUAGCUGGAAUUUCUGAUAUUGAGUCCUUCAAGAGGCUCCUCAAGGGGCUGACAGAGAAGGUUAGCUGGCAGUCAGAUGCCGCUUCAGCCAUCGCUGCUGUUGUGAUACAAUGCAGAUCUGGUAGUGAGAAGCGGCGGAACCUUGGAACAAGGGGUGAUAUGUGGCUCCUGUUUGUUGGCCCUGAUCAGGCAGGUAAACGGAAGAUGGUGAAUGCAUUGUCUGAGCUGAUGGUAAACACAAGGCCAGUGGUUGUGAACUUUGGUGGUGACUCCCAGUUGGGCAGGGUUAGGAAUGAUGGACUGAACAUGGGUUUCUGGGGGAAAACUGCGCUCGAUCGGGUCACCGAAGCAGUUCGGCAGAACCCAUUCUCAGUAAUUGUUCUUGAGGGCAUUGAUCAUUUGGACAUAGUUGUUCGUGGUAAAAUCAAGCGGGCAAUGGAGACUGGUCGCCUGCCAGACUCCCGUGGCCGUGAGGUCAGCCUUGGCAAUGUCAUCUUUGUUCUCACUACCAAUUGGAUACCUGAUGAACUUAAAGGGCCAAAUGUUGAGACUUUGCUCCAAGCUGAAGGAAGGAUGUUGGAGAUAACAAGCUCUGGUUGGCAGCUAGAGCUUUCAGUUGUGGACAAGCAGGUGAAACACCGCGCAGAUUGGCUAUGUGAUGAUGUUCGCCCUGCAAAGGUAGCAAAAGAACUGUCGAGCGGCCAUGGUCUGUCGCUUGACCUUAAUUUGGCAGUUGGUCUGGUGGAUGACACCGAGGGUUCGCAUAACUCCAGCGAUGUCUCAGUGGAGCAAGACCAAGAUAAAGGACAGCUUGCUGUCAUGUGUUCAGCACCAGUCCCGGACCGCGAUCUAUUGGAACUCGUUGACGAUGCUAUCGUGUUUCGACCAGUUGAUUUUUGUCCAUUUAGGAAGACUAUUACAGAUUGCUUAUCAGCGAAAUUUGAGUCAGUCAUUGGGAGCAGCAACGCAUUCAGAAUCGAUGAAGAUGCCAUUGACCGUAUGGCUGGCAGCAUCUGGCUCAACGAUGAGAAGCUUGAGGACUGGGCUGGGAAAGUACUCAUGCCGAGCAUUGAGCGAUUGUGGCACAAUGUGAAGCGUGAUAAUGCGCGUGCUGUUGUCCGUCUCGCAUCAGUUGCGGACAAGGCAUCACCAAGGUGGGGAGGGGGCAGGGAAGGGCUACCGGCGUCGGUAACAAUCGCCAUAGAUGGCAUGUAGAGGAAAUUGGAGAAAGUAAAUUCUUUGUAAGAUAGAUAUGUAAAUAUUUGGGAGAACUCCCUUAUUGUUAUAAGCCUAGGAGAGGGAGGAAAGAUAUCCUUUGGUUGUCAGAUAGGCAUGAAGGUUAUAGAUCUUAUAACACCCAAAUGUGACUAUAGUUUUGACAAUAUUUAUAGCUAUGUUCCUUGAAACAAAAAAAGAGGAUAUUUUCCGUUGCCUGAUGUUGCAAGGAUUGACAGUGUAGAGAGAGUAAAUAAUGAUACCUGAUAUGUUGUCUUGGUCCUGAAACCAGAUCAGACCAAACUAGCUCUUGUAAUGGAUGAGGCAUGGAGCAUACAUCAAGCAAAUUUUAUUGUCUGUUUUAAUUUGUGUGAA